AUGUCUGUGAAGAAGUUAAAAAGCAGCGGUCUGCUUAGGCUAGAAAGUAAGAGCGUCGAUAAGACGGACGCGAAUAACAAUUUCGUAAAAAAAAGCGCAAAUGUAAAAAUUGUGAGGAAGAAAACGGAUGGGCAAAUUGAGAGGACCCUGACGGGUACCGUUCCUUUGCAGAAGGAGGGGGACAAAGUGGUGAAGCGGAAGGUCCUUAAGAAGGCGCAAGAAGGGGGAGUCACCGUUGUGAUGAACGUAGGCAGCACAGGGAAUGUUGGCAGCACAGGGAAUGCUGGCGGCACAGGGAAUGCUGGCGGCACAGGGAAUGAUGGCAGCACAGGGAACGAUGGCAACGCUGCUAACAUGGCGGAAUCAACCAUGAGGAAGCAGGAUGAAAAAAAGAGUUAUGUCGUUCGGAAGACCGCCGCGAAGUUUAGUGUGAGGUCGGGGAAGACGAACGAAGCUGCCCACAGAGACCUCUUUGGGGAAGAUGACGAGGGGAAUGGAGAGGAAAGUCUGAAGGGGAACUUCAACUAUGACGAUGCUGGCAGCGGUAACGGAAAGGAUUACCAGGACAAUAAUAGCCCUGCUGGUGAUUACGCCCCCCCUCAUGUUGCGAAAAAAAUUGUGAAGAAAAAAAAACCCACUGAGAGGGAUCCAAACCGAAGCAACCUUUUUACAAAUGAUGCCAUUCCUGGAACUCAAUUUGAGCACCCAGGCAACCCCCCCAACGGAAGGAACUACAAAAGCGAUAAGGUAGAAGAAGACGACUCGGAAAAUGAAAUCCUGAAUUCAAUUAUCAGCAGAAAUGACGAGUCCACCUUAGGAGAACCACCCAAGGAGGUACCUAUAAGUGGGAAAUUAAAGAAUGCAGAAAAGGGUAACCAGCCCCCUGGCGGACUGACACCUCGCGGCGCCACGACGAUGACCAUGGAUAGUAGCAGUGGUGGGAAGAGCAGCAUUGCUGGGAACGGUAGCAUUGCUGGGAACGGUGGCAUUGCUGGGAACGGCAGCAUUGCUGGGAACGGUGGCAUUGCUGGGAACGGUAGACGGCCGAACGAAUGCUGCGAACAAAUGGUGAACGAAAUAAAAAUGAACGAAACGAAACUCGCAGAAAUGCAACAGACGCACGAACAAAAAAUGAACAGCAUG
Plasmodium cynomolgi strain B is the source of this 1143-nucleotide messenger RNA. RefSeq lists its product as hypothetical. The transcript is spliced from 2 exons. The annotation marks the transcript as partial. The record is from RefSeq and is a predicted model, not a curated record. NCBI's taxonomy places the organism in Eukaryota, Apicomplexa, Aconoidasida, Haemosporida, Plasmodiidae.